CCCAUAACCAUGUCUCUAAUUCUGAUCUUCCUCUUACACAUAACCAGUUUCACCAUGGUAACAUCAUGGGAGCUCCGACCUGGGUUUUACUCAAAUACAUGUCCAGAAGUUGAACUCAUAGUUCGAGAUGUCAUGAAGAAAGCCCUCGCAAGGGAACCAAGAAGUGUUGCCUCUGUUAUGCGCUUCCAAUUCCAUGAUUGCUUUGUCAAUGGGUGUGAUGCUUCUAUGUUGCUGGAUGACACACCAACUAUGCUUGGUGAGAAAUUAGCACUCUCGAAUAUAAAUUCGCUUAGAUCAUUUGAAGUUAUUGAUGAAGUUAAGGAAGCACUAGAGAAAGCGUGCCCGGGAGUUGUUUCUUGUGCAGAUAUCAUAAUCAUGGCUGCUAGAGAUGCUGUAGCACUGACUGGAGGACCCGAUUGGACGGUUAAUUUGGGAAGAUUGGAUAGCUUAACUGCUAAACAAGAAGACUCAAACAAUAUAAUGCCAAGCCCAAGAUCCAAUGCAAGUUAUCUUAUUGGCCUCUUCCAAAAGUUCAACCUUAGUGUGAAAGACCUUGUAGCACUCUCAGGAUCUCACUCUCUUGGCCAAGCUCGUUGUUUUUCAAUCAUGUUUAGACUAUACAAUCAAACUGGAAGUGGAAAAACUGACCCUACCAUUGAGCCAGAGUUUAGAGAAGAGCUUAACAAGCUUUGUCCACUAAAUGUUGACCAAAAUGUGACAGGGAACCUUGAUGCCACACCCUUUGUGUUUGAUAAUCAAUAUUUCAAGGACUUAGUUGAUGGGAGAGGCUUUCUUAACUCUGACCAAACACUUUUCACUUUCCCAAAAACAAAGGAGUUUGUGACGUUAUAUAGUAAAGAUCAAAGUGAGUUUUUUGAUGCAUUUGUGGAAGGGAUGCUGAAAAUGGGUGACUUGCAAUCUGGUAAGGCUGGGGAAGUGAGAAGGAACUGUAGAGUGGUGAACCCUCGCCAGCCUUAG
Molecule: messenger RNA, 978 nt
Organism: Gastrolobium bilobum
Lineage: Eukaryota; Viridiplantae; Streptophyta; Magnoliopsida; Fabales; Fabaceae
Product: peroxidase 17-like
Exons: 3
Coding region: 10-978 (322 amino acids)
Biological process (GO): hydrogen peroxide catabolic process; response to oxidative stress
Molecular function (GO): heme binding; peroxidase activity
Source: RefSeq, a predicted model, not a curated record